Messenger RNA from Ictalurus punctatus (channel catfish), 8315 nucleotides. RefSeq names its product zinc finger protein 385B (gene znf385b). The coding region runs from base 3081 to 4715 and encodes 544 amino acids. Gene Ontology annotation, cellular component: nucleus. Gene Ontology annotation, molecular function: nucleic acid binding; zinc ion binding. The record is from RefSeq and is a predicted model, not a curated record. NCBI's taxonomy places the organism in Eukaryota, Metazoa, Chordata, Actinopteri, Siluriformes, Ictaluridae. The transcript is spliced from 10 exons.
UUUGACACACGAGUUAGGAAGCUCUUGGUAGUUGGGCUGAUCUCUGCAUUGCUAUCUCACUAAUGGAUGCAGGAUAAUGAUGUAGUCUGAUCUCUUCUACCCCUUGGAGGUCUGUGCUGACCUAAGCCACAAUUUAUGCACGUAUCCUACCCUUAACAAGGUGUUUUUUAUUUAUAAUGGAGAAUGAUGUCAUGCUCCCAGUUCACACUGAUUUAUUUGAGCAUUUUCAGAACACUUAUUUGAAUGUUGAGAGCCCAAGCUUGUAGUAACAGCAGCUAGCUAAUGCUCACUUGUGUAGUGUCCAUUGUACAGAUGUGCAAAUGUAUACACAUAUACUGUUCAUGACAAAUCAAUAAAUCCGUCUGUUAAAAAGUCACUACGAGCAAAUUGUAAUCUUUUAGUCAAAUGUGUUAUUUAAAUAAGGAAUAAAACACUUGAGGCCAUGCAGUUAGAGGAAAAUAAUCAAUGACGGCAUGGUGGAGAUGCUGUUACACCAUAGCAAAGUUGCUAGUCGGUGUCUAUUUUAUUUACAGUAUUUAUUUGUUGAAUUGUGUUGCAACGCAUGUUUGAGCAGUUUAUGUAUAUUUGGGCAGGAGCUUGAGACAUUUGUUUUUGUUUACCUAGACUAGACUGGUAGAGUGGAGAAUAUAUGGAAGAUUUGUGGAAAGAUGGAUGGAUUAGAGAAUAAAACUCUGACUGGAUGGAUGGAUGGAUGGAUGGAAGCGUGAAUGAUGAAUGGGUGGAUGGACUAUAAAUUGAGAAUGGAGAUGGAUGGAUAGGAAAGUAGAACAUGAAGUACAACGCUGAACAUAAAAUGUAUGGGAUGGAUGUGAGUGGGAGAUAAAUGGCAGGAUGGAUUGGUGGGAGAAUGGAUGAAAAUGGAUAGGGUAGAAAAUUGAUGGCUGGGAGAAUGGAUCAUAAAUUGAUAGAGCAAAGAUCAAUGGGUUGAUAUACUGAAGACUGAAUAGAGGGGUGAAUGGGUAAAAGAAUGAAGGAAUUGAAGGAAGGAUGUCUAGAUGAAAGAAGAGAUGAAUAGAAGGAUGUGACUGGAUGGAUGUAACAGUGGAAUUUAUAAUAGGUAGAAGGAUGGAAUUUUCAGUAUAUAAUUAGUUAAAGGUAAAAGGAUAGAUGGAUGAUAAACUGAUCGAAAGGAAAACAGGAUCGAUGGAUGAUAAACUGAUUGAAAACAAUGAUGGAAUGAUAGGGAAAAACCGUCAAAACAAAGUAUGGAUAGAUGAUAUACUGACAAAAAGAUGGAUGGAAGAGAAACUGAUAGAAGUGAAAAGGAUGGUUGUAUAAUAAACUGACGGAGCUGACAAAAGGAUGGAUGGUUAGAUGAAUAGAUGGAUACAUGGAUGGAUGAUUAAGACACUGAUAGAACUGAAAAGGAUGGAUGGGUAAUAAACUGUUGGACCUGGAAAAAUGAUGGAUGGAUGGAUGAUGAAUUGAAAGAACAAAAAUAGGAUGGAUGGAUGGACAAUAAACUGAUCCGACUGAAAAAAGAUAGUAUUAUGGUUGGAUGAUAAACUGAUGGAAGCGGGGGAAAAUAUGAAUGGAUGCAUAACAAACUGAUAGAACAAAAACGGUGGGAUUAUAGGUGGGUGGAUGGAUGGAUGAUAAACUGAUAUAACCAAAAAUAGAAUGUAAUAAUGGAUGGAAGAUGAACUGAUCGAACCAGUAAAGAUUUAUGAUGGAUUACCAGUAAAGAUUGAUGGAUGAUAAACUAAUAUAACUGAAUAAAAAGGAUGGAAUAUGGUGGAGUGGAGACAGAAUAAAUGGAUGGAAGAAAUAUAUGUAAACAUGUUUAAUCUGCACUAAUCCUGUUUAUAAUCUCACUGCACCUUUUAAACAGGUUCUGUGUUGAAGCCCAUUGUACAGUUUAUCAGGUGAGAGAAUUAUUUACCUCAGGAUUGGAGGACUCGGACUACUCAUCGAAAAAAAGAGAAACUCGGUUGCCUUGUCAUCGGUCAAGCACAAACCCAUCCGUCACUCGCGUCACUGUGAGCUACUGAUUCAAUUUCUUUUUGUUGAGAACUUAGCAUCUACUUUUUGUCUAGUUGUGUUGAGAAUUUAUCAUCCCAGUGCUGAAUGUAGCACUCCAUUAGCAGGAGACUCUUUUGGAAACAGGACUCAGCCGUUCACAGCUAUGUGACAAUGUGUGUGUGUGUCUGUCUCACAGUUCACACUUCUUUUUCCAAGCUCUAUUUAGGACAUAACCCUAUUCAGUAUGCCUGCUGUGGUUUGAAGGCUCAAUUUGCAUGUAACUCCAACUUAAACUAUGCAGUUGUUGCGAACCAGAUGUUGCUUCACGAAGACUGAUGGACGGAUAGAGAUGUGUAGGGAGGACCUGCAGUAUACUAAAUAAACAUGGUGCUCAUAGAGUGCUUGAGAAAGCAGGAUGUUCCACUGAGGAAAGAAUGAUGCUGAAAGCAUCCUGUUUCUCAUAAUAUCCCUAUCGUUUUUAUUAAGUCAAUGGAGAUUUGGGUAAAGUAGUGACAACAUGGCUCUCUAAACUAAGCUGUUUAGUGCAACUAUCAAGUAUCUAUGUCUGUAUUCAGGUUUAAACCUGACGUGGGUGUGGCCUAAACUGGACAAGGUUACCACGCUGAACCUGGAAACACUGGAAGAAACCCAGAGGUAGAAAUGUCAGCAGUGUCAGCAGCCAGGGCCGGAGUGGGACUGAUUUUCCGCCCGGGCAUGUCAUCUGAGUAAUCCAUGCAUGUGGCCUCUAUAUGCAGCGCACACACUAAAUACAUAUAUACAGCUGCAAUCAAAAUGAAUCAACCCCCAUUGCAAAUCAGGUUUAUUGUGAAAAUGUACAGACUUUCAGUAGUCUGCAAUGAACAAAUCAAACAAAAGCAAUUGAAAUAGUUCAACACAAAGCAUGCUUCUAGUGGUUUCCAAAAAAUUCAACUGAAAACACGACUUAUAAGGACUUCCCCAGUUUCAAAAUGAUUCAACCCCCUGAAUAGAAUCCCUCGUAACAGCACAAAUAUACAAAGCAGGUGUUGUCUAAGCACACCUGAUGUAACUAAUCAAGGGCUUCAUUAGUUGCACCAGGUGUGCUUGAGCUGGAACACAUGGAAUACCUGAACAGGCUAGGGGUAGAAAGAUAUGGAAUACCUGGACCGGGCAGAAAAAGGAAGCUAUCGACGGCUGCAAGCAGAUUUCUAAGACUCUGGAUCCACCACAACCCUGUUCAGAAUAAAGAGCUUACUGAAAGCAUGAAGACUCCCCUGAGCCCGGCACAGCUGAUGGAGAACAGCCCUCCGUACUUUCCUGUCACAGAGCUGAUGGACGGAAUGGUGAACGUUUCGACGCAGGAGAGGAAGAAGCUCCUGUACUCACUCUGCGAGGUGUGUAACAUCCAGCUGAACUCGGCUGCUCAGGUGCAGACGCACUACAACGGGAAAUCACACCUGCGCAGAGUCAAACAGCUCAACAACGGGGAGAGUCCACCAGCCAGCAGCAGCAGCGUCCCAAAUCUGCUCACCACGACAAUUACAAGCAGCAGCACGGGAAGUUCAUGCCACAGUAACACGCUCCCGGCUCUUGUGCGUACGCCUCCUCUGAUGAUGCAGUCCACGCUGGACAUGAAACCGUUUAUGCCUUUCCCCGUGGAUGGAUCAUCUCCUGUCGGUCUCUUCGCCAAUUUCAGCACGAUGGAUCCCGUCCAGAAAGCCGUAAUCAACCACACGUUUGGGGUCUCCAUCCCUCCGAAGAAGAAGCAAGUGAUCUCGUGCAACAUCUGCCAGCUCCGUUUUAACUCGGACAACCAAGCCGAGGCGCACUACAAAGGAAGUAAACAUGCCAAGAAGCUCAAAGCACAAGAGUCCACCAAAACUAAACAGAAAGGCGGAGCUGGUUCGGACAACGGCGCCAAGCCAAUCAGCACUGGUCCUUCCCCCGCCCCCGCCUCCUCUGCUAUGGUCACUGACAGCACCUCUGACCAAUCAGAGAAAAGCCCAGAAUCACCCAGCGCUCCCAAAGCCCCUGUCUCUCCACGUUUCUUGGUGCCUGCCUCUCCGUUAGCGUCUGGCACCUGUAAGCCGAAUCCUGCACCCUCAAGCUCGCCGGCAGAGCACAAAGCCAGUCCCAAACCGAGCCAGGCUGAACCGAGCGCAGAAUCCGAGGAGGAGAAAGCCAAGAAACUGCUCUACUGCUCGCUGUGUAAAGUGGCUGUCAACUCCCUGUCGCAGCUGGAGGCUCACAACACAGGUUCGAAGCACAAAACCAUGCUGGAGGCGAGGAAUGGAGCCGGCCCCAUUAAAGCCUACCCUAGGCCUGGCUCCAAACUCAAAAUGCAGGCCAAUGUUCUGAAGGGUUCGGGAUUACAGAACAAGACGUUCCACUGCGAGAUCUGCGACGUCCACGUCAAUUCAGAAAUCCAGCUCAAACAGCACAUCUCCAGUAGAAGGCACAAAGACCGUGUGGCAGGAAAACCUCUGAAGCCCAAAUACAGUCCUUACAACAAGCAGCAGCGCAGCUCCAACUCCCUUGCAGCUAAGCUUGCACUCCGGAAAGACGUCGUGAAACCCAUCUCUCCAGCCUUCAUCUCCUCUCCAUUCUCCUCCACCACGAUUCCGUCCAUCUCGCUCCACCCGCGCCCCAACACCUCCAUCUUUCAGAGUCCGGCGCUGCCAGCCUCCUUCCUGCGAGGGGCACCGGGGCCCAUCCGGCCCUCCAGCAGUUCCAUCCUCUUUGCCCCCUACUGAAAAAUGCUGAGGAUGAGAGGCUGAUGCUCUGACCUCGGACCUCUCAGGCAUGGAAUACUCAAGAGAUGGCACAGCCUGAGAGAGGAAGGUGUGUUUGUUUAGAAACUAUUUGAUGGUCCAAGUCCUCAUGUGCUACUGGAAGGAGGGUUUGGAUUUUUGUACAAGGAAAAAUAAAAAUCCUCUUUCCAUGGUCUUUCAAUGGUCCAAGUUCUCGUGAGGUGCUCGGGGAGUGUUUGGAUUCUCACAGAAGGAAUAACUAAAAAAAAACUGCUUCCUGAUUGACUUGAAUGAUCGUGGUCUUCCUCUUCGAUGGAACAGACACUUCUGGAUACACACAUGGAAAGAAAAAAAAAAGUCUAACAAUCACGAACCUAUAACAAUCAGAUGCUCCGUGUUGCGUUCAGUGGCUCGAUGUGGUCAGGGAAUGUGUGCUGUCUCGUAUCGUGUAGUCGAUGAUGCUUCAUCGUCAGUGCUGGACUUUGUUCCUUGUUUGUUCUCUUCUUGUUUUUUUUUUGUUUUUGUUUUUUAAUCUGAUGUUGUUGUGUCGUUUCUUUAUUGAGCCUCUGAACAAACUUUCAUCACUUAUUCGUUGGGUUACUGUCAUCUACUUCACACAUUUACACUAAAUCCCUUUUUCAUUUAAAUUAAACACCGAGCCUGAGGCUAAUUUCUUCAUUUGGAAUCCUCCUGAUCACAGAUUACGACAUUUAUGCUAGCGUUAUGACCGAUUCCUCAUUUUAAUUUCCACUUGAAAAUGGAUUUUUGAUUUUUAUUAAGAGUCUUUUUUUUAAUUAUUUAGACUUCUUUUAUUAAGAAAAACCAUAGGAUUCCAAUGUCUUAUUCACUCACUCCUUGCACUCACAGACAAAUGACACUAUUACACCAGAGGUGAUGCUGAUUUCUGGCGUUAAUUUUCAUUGUGAUUUUGAAAACCCAGGAACUCCACCGACCAAUCAUGUCCGUGUACCGUAUUUUCCAGACAAUAAAGUCACCUCUCGUUGUAAGACGCGGCCCAGUAAAUUCUCUCUGCUUAAGCCUGUUUUACGUUGUACGAUUCCUUGCCUGGGGUAUUAGCACAUUUGCUCUUGCACCUCCAGGUCUGGGGGUUCGAAUCCCGCCUACACCCCAUGUGUGCAAAGUUUGCAUGUUCUCCCCGUGCUUCAGGGGUUUCCUCACGGUACUCCAGAUUCCUCUCUCAGUCCAAAGACAUGUGUUUUAGGCUAACUGGUAUUUCCAGAUUGUCCGUAGCGUGUGAUUGUGCCUUGCGAUGGUUUGGCCCCCUAUCCAGGGUGUCCCCCACCUUGACCCCGAGUUCCCUGGGAUAGCCUCCCGGCUCCCUGUGACCCUGCAUAGUAUAUACAAAUAAACCGAUGGAUGAAUUUCUGGCGUGAUCUUGCUGUCACAGACAAAAAUCGCACAUUGUAAAAGAAUUCUUUGGUCGUGUGUUGAACGCAUCACUCGACAUGCUCAUCGGUGGCCGCUGCUACUGUCUAAAAGCCACCAGUAGAAGGAUGACAUAGGAUUACUAUUGUAUAGCUACAAAUACGGUAGACAAAACAUAAACAUUGUUUGUUUAGUUGUUUAUUAUACGAACCCAUUUCUCACAGGAGCCUGGAUCAAACACAGCUCUAUCGUUAGAGGACCUUCAUUGUAUAAUCCGACACGAGGAACACUCUCUCACAUGGUUUGAUAUAGGAUUCGUAAAUCUCGUAUAAUAGUAAGUAAUAAUCUUCAGAGUGCUGCAAUCACACAGUCUAAAUCCAGCGUUAGAGAAAGAAUCAAUCAAUAUGUGCAUUGUCCUCCAAGUCACACUAAUGUUCCAAACAUUUUUAGUGUGGUAAUGUUUGUACUUGCUUCAAAAUGGCGCUUUAGAGCUCUCUAUUUAGUUUUUUUGUCCUGGUAGUGUUGCAACAGUUCAGGGCUGUAUUGUUUCCUGAUCAGAAACCUUUUCUUUCUACUUAGCUCUUAUCUGUCUGAUCAUAUCACUGUCCUGCUGGAAAAGAAGAAAAAACAAAACAAUAGAAACCCUCAUCGAAUGUGUAAUGGUUUUAAUGUUAUAAUGGGAAUUGUAUUGGUUUUAAUGGAAACUGUAAUGGUUCCUGUAAUGGAGUCUCUACUGGUAAUUUGUUGCCUUCUGCUGGUGGCAUGUUAAAGUCUAGUGGAUACCGUUAAGGACCAAUAAUUGUAAUGGUUUUAAUGGUUAGCUGAUGGUUUGUAAUGGUAUUUGUAGUGGAAACCAUUAGGAUCUCUAUGAUGGUUUCUGGGGUUUUUUCAGCAGGGUGCCACUACACCAAUGCUAAUUUCUAUGACAAAACAUCUUAUGCUAGCACCAAGCUAAUGUUAAUUUAGCACCAAGCUGUGGCAGUCCACCCUGAUGCCAUAGAUGGUGUUCCAUCAUCUGAGGUCACAUACACGGAUUAAAAAAAUGUUACAAACAUUUUUACUGAUUCAGAAUCUGAGUAACUGUUUGAGAAAUCUAACUAGCUUGCAUUAUCUAGCUGUGCUAGUCUUACAGCAGAGGGCACCCACUGGAGUAUCUUAGCUAAACAUAAAAGGUUAGCUAGCUAAUAGCACUGUAAAAUAAUAGCUCUAUGUCAUAUAACUAGCGGGCUACAUCAAGACAUGCCAUUGAAAUGAAUGUAAAUAAUUAGCAAGCUAAUAACAUUAUAAAAUAAUAGCUCUAUAUGAUGUUAUAAAACCGUUUACACCAUGAGGGUGAUCACUGGAGCAGCUAAAAAUGAAAAGCUCCACUUACUCUAUAAAACUAAGUGCUUUAUGAGAUAAAACAUUAUUAUUACAGUAGCUAAACAUUACCUACAUAACCUAAAGAGCUAGCUAGCUCAACACUGUCGUUUGGAAUGGGGUUCUCUGGUAAACAGAGUAGCAUAAUUGAUAUAGUAUCACGCCGACCGUAAAAACUCCAGUAAAUAGGAUUAAUAAAGUCAAAUGCUGAACUGUUUUGCUGAACUAUUUUGUUGCUUUUGGAUGUAUGUAAUACUAGCACUUGGGCAACAAAAACGUCUCAUCAUCUGGAAAAUGCGGUAAUAUCCUUAUUUUGUACACACACACACACACACACACACACACAGUAAAUAUACAUUUAAGUUUAUCCCAGGUUUCCCAUUUUUCAUUACAAAUUCGCCGUAAUAAGACUAAACAUGUCGUCUUUUCAUUUCUGUGUAAAAUCCGCUUUUGUAAUUAAACUGCACUAACUCUGCAGCUCUUUGGCAAUGCAAUAAUGUACAGAAUGUUCGAUAUCGAUAUUCUCUGUAGUGUAUUUAAUGUUUACCUAAAAGGUUGCAAUACUUGUUGUACUUUAUGGAUUGGAGGAGGUGCUAAGAGACAUAGAAAAAAAAAAAACAUUUUAUUUGUAUUUUUAAAAAUUCUCAGAAAGAGAAAACCCUCGUUCACAGAGAAUUCUUUAUUUAGAUCAUGAUCUGUAUGUAUGAGAGGAUGUACAUAACAAUAUUUCCUUUUCAAUAAAAUAAUAUAUUUCAAUGAUUUUCUUCCCAGAUGAUACUGUACAGUACUUUUUGUCCAUGAACAUAAAAGAUAUUUGAAAUUACUUCUUUUUUUUUUUUUUUUUUUUUUUUUUUUUUU